UGACGAAAACAACCAAACUAAGGUCCAAUUUGAAACUAUCAACUAUAGUUCAGAGAAAUGUUUGUUACACAAUGUACAGGCUAUGUCGAUUGAAUGGGCCUCAGCCCAAUAAGAAAUGGGCCUCUCGUUGAAUAGCCUAUAACACUGAUGCUGGGUUCCGUAAAUCCAACUCCACACAGCAUAUGAAGAACUGCAUGAAACUCCGGCAUCCCUAUCACCGUCUCCGGCUAACAUCCCGGCAACAGCUCCGUCACUUCGCCACCAAAUACAGCGGAAGAGUGGUGGUAGAAGCCGAAAACGGCCGUUCAUUCGCCGUCGAAGUUGACGCCCCUUCACUCCAAACCGAUUCCCGAGGCUACGCUCUUCCUCGCCGUGACCUAAUCUGUAAAAUCUCCCAAAUUCUCAAAUCACCUCCUUCAGCUUCUUCCGAUCCUUUCCUUGACUUAUCCGAUUACCUUGAUACACUUACACUAACCCUAACUCCUUCUGAAGCUUCCGAAAUUCUCAAAUCGCUAAAAUCUCCAACCCUCUCUCUUCGCUUUUUCCGAUUUUGCCCUUCCGAAAUCCCUAAAUUCCGUCAUGAUUGCUUCACUUACAACCGUAUCCUUCUCAUUAUUUCCAAAUCCUGUAUACCUAACCGGCUCGAUUGUGUACGUGAGAUUGUUGAUGAAAUGGAAAAGUUUGGUAUUAAAGGGAAUAUAUCGACUGUUAAUCUUCUCAUUGGGAUAUUUGGAGAUGGAGAAUUCAAAGGGGAUGGUGGCGAUGAGCUAAAGAGGUGUUUGGGUUUGGUUCAAAAAUGGGAAUUGAGGUUGAAUUGCUAUAGUUAUAAGUGUCUUUUACAAGCUUAUAUUAGAUUGUGCAAUUACGAUAAGGCGUUGGAAGUAUAUCAAGAAAUGAGGAUGCGUGGGUAUAGAUUGGAUAUAUUUGCUUACAACAUACUUCUUGAUGCUCUUGUUAGGGACCAAAAGGUUGAUCAGGUCCAUAAGGUUUUCGAGGACAUGAAGAAGUGGCACUGUGAACCUGAUGAAUAUACUUAUACCAUUCUGAUUAGAAUGACUGGGAAAUUAGGGAAGCCAGGUGAAUCAUUGUCUUUCUUUCAGGAAAUGCUUUCGAAGGGUAUUUCACCAAAUUUAAUUGCUUAUAAUACUAUGAUCGAAGCUCUUGCCAAGGGACGCAUGGUUGAUAAGAGUAUCUUUGUGUUCUCUAAGAUGGUGGAGAAUAGUUGCCGGCCAAAUGAAUUUACUUACAGCAUUAUUUUAAAUGUAUUGGCGGCUGAAGGGCAACUUGGAAGACUUGAUGAAGUCGUGGAAAUGUCUAAGCGAUACAUGAAUAAAUCAAUUUACACAUAUCUUAUUAGAACGUUGAGUAAACUAGGUCAUGCAAGCGAAGCUCAUAGACUGUUUUGCAAUAUGUGGAGCUUCCAUGAUAGAGGAGAUCGCGAUGCUUACUUGUCCAUGUUAGAGAGCUUAUGCAAUGCUAAGAAAGUAACUGAGGCUAUUGAUUUGCUGAAUAAGAUGAAUGAGAAGGGAGUAGAAGCAGAUGCCUUCAUGUAUAAUACUGUCUUCUCUGCUCUUGGGAAAUUAAAGCAAAUUUCUCAUCUUCAUGAUCUCUAUGAGAGGAUGAAACAGGAUGGCCCCUCCCCAGACAUAUUUACUUAUAACAUUUUGAUCGCUAGCUUUGGUAGAGCUGGGGAGGUUGAGGAAGCUCUCAAGGUUUUUGAAGAACUUGAGAAUAGCAAUUGUAAACCUGAUAUUGUCUCCUAUAACUCCUUAAUAAAUUGUCUGGGAAAGAAUGGUGACAUUGAUGAAGCACACAUGAAAUUCAUCGAGAUGCAGGAAAAGGGCAUGAAUCCUGAUGUUGUAACAUACAGCACUCUCAUUGAGUGCUUUGGGAAGACCGAAAAAGUUGAGAUGGCACGUCGGUUAUUUGAUGAAAUGCUUGCAGCUGGCUGUUAUCCUAACAUAGUGACUUACAAUAUCCUACUUGGCUGUCUCGAGAGAAGUGGGAGAACUUCAGAAGCUGUUAGUUUAUAUGCAAAAUUGAAGGAACAAGGUUUGACAGCUGAUUCAAUCACGUACACCAUCCUUGAACGUUUACAAAGUGGUUCUCAUAGAACAUCGAGAAUUCGCAGGCAAAAUCCAAUCACCGGUUGGGUGGUUAGUCCAUUUAGGUGACAGGGAAACAUGGACUAGAUUAAGGUGUUAGGGAAACAUGGACUAGAUUAGUCCAUUGGGUGGUUAGUCCAUAAAGGAUUUUACCGCUCAGUUGUGCUUUCGCUUGAGCACUAAUGUUGUUAAAGCGGCAUGACAUUUAAUUUAUACUGAGAACUCUCAUUACUAGGAACUAAGCUGUCUCGAAGAGUGCCCUUCUGUAGACGACAUGGAUUCUUUUCUUAUGUGAAAGUUGUUACAUGAUCUGAUCUCUUUGUCAGAGAGGCAAUUGUAGAUUGGUGCUUAUUUACAAAAUCCAAAGUGGUGAAAUUGUUUACGUCUACAGUUAUUGUAAUGUUCAAAGUCCUCUUUGGCCAUAGUAACCGCUGUAGAUGAAAUCUCUAAAUGCCUCUGAAUCUUGAAGCAUGAGAUAGCACUAAUCACCCAUGUUGCCAGAGUUGAGGUGAAAAGUGAAAAGAAGACAGAAGUUGGGUCAAGUUCUUAGCUGCUUAUUUCUUGAAUAAUUGGCACUGUUUGUGAAAAUCAAAUAUUUAACUGAACUGAUCACUGGGUCUUGAAAGAGUUGAAAAGUGAAUUGGGACAGUAAGCAGUGUUUAUUUCUGGCAAGUAAAUUUGUGGAAUAUUAUCUAUGCAACUUAUAUCCUGUCUCCAAUGUUGUCGAUGAAUGUAUCGUCAUAUUGUGGGUGUAUAACUAUCCUCUGAGAUGUAGUCGUGUAGCAUUUUCCA
Capsicum annuum is the source of this 2897-nucleotide messenger RNA. RefSeq names its product pentatricopeptide repeat-containing protein At1g51965, mitochondrial. The coding region runs from base 183 to 2174 and encodes 663 amino acids. Lineage: Eukaryota; Viridiplantae; Streptophyta; Magnoliopsida; Solanales; Solanaceae. Gene Ontology annotation, molecular function: protein binding. The record is from RefSeq and is a predicted model, not a curated record. The transcript has 2 exons.